CCGGCGGCCGUAUUUAUGUAAUGCAAUGUUAUAUAAGUAUUUGGCCUCAUAAUUUUUCGGUUGCGAUAGUCAGCUGUGCGCCAUGGCAAGAGGCGUUCGCGCGCUUUCCAAUUGACAGUUCUGUGUUUUGACAUUAAAUUUUUUUUUUAUGUAUUAAAAAAAAAAGGAAUCAUAGUGAUAUGUGCACGUAGUGUUUUGAGUGCGGGAUUUUUUUCAUGUUAAAAAAUAUGCAGUGAUCGAGGUUGAAAAAAAAAAAUGGCGCCCGUUGCUAUCGAAGAAAACUAUAUUAAAACAAAUGAAUUGAGCACGAAGAUAUCGCGGAUCAUGGAGGAUUAUAAAGAGAGUAAUUACUGCGGGGAUUGCGAACACAACAUUUACAGUGUGAACGAAGACACGAACCAGGAUGUAAACAUGUCGGAAGUGCAAAGGUUUUACAGCGGCAAAAACGUUUUGAUUACCGGCGGGACUGGCUUCCUUGGUAAAGUUUUGAUCGAGAAACUAUUAAGGAGCUGCCCCGGCGUCGAGAACCUCUAUUUACUAGUCAGACAAAAGAAAGGAAAAGAUAUUUAUACGAGAAUCGAAGAAAUAUUCGAAGAUCCGGUUUUCGACCGCUUAAAAACACAAGUGCCGAAGUUUAGGCACAAGAUCGUUGUGGUGCCAGCUGACUGCGAGGCUGCCGGGCUAGGGUUGACACUGUCGGACAGGCAUAUGCUCACCGAAAAGGUGAACAUAAUUUUCCACUCAGCCGCCACAGUGAAAUUUGACGAGCACCUCCGCGCGGCUCUGACCACUAACGUGAGGGCGCCAUUGCAUCUGCUACGGCUAGCGCGGGACAUGAGGAAGCUCGAUGUUCUGAUGCACAUCUCAACAGCGUACUCCAACUCUCACCUGCCCAAGAUCGAGGAGAAGUUCUACGCCUGUGAACCGACCUGUCAGCAGUUGGAAACCACCAUCAGCAAACUUAGCGACGAGCAAAUCAACGCAAUGUUACCGAAGAUUCUUGGACCCUGGCCAAACACUUAUACGUUUACGAAGGCGCUAGCCGAGAAGGAGAUCAGGGUGAACGCCAACGGGGUGCCCGUGGGCAUCUUUAGACCGGCCAUCGUCACGUCGACCUGCAAGGAGCCAUUGAAGAGUUGGGUGGACAAUAUGUACGGGCCGACAGGUGUCGCAGUUGGCAGUGGUACGGGGAUCCUCCGGACGCUGCAGUGCGAUGGCUCCGUCACGGCCGACAUAGUACCGGUCGAUGCUGUGGUCAACUGUCUUAUUUGCGCCGCGAAAUCCGUCCAUAGCACAUACGUAAAAAGUCGGCGGCCCAUCGAUCCACCGAUCUUCAAUUACGUCAGUUCAGUCGAAAACAGGAUAACCUGGGGCGAUUUCAUGAAGCACAACAUGGAAAUGAUCGAUCGAAAUCCUUUCAGUGAUGCUGUGUGGUACAUUUCCUUGCGUUUAACGCGAUCAGCCAUUCUGAAUAACCUCUAUAUAUUAUUCUUACACCUCAUACCUGCUCUACUAGUGGAUACACUCGCAAUAUGUCUAGGAAGAAAACCAAAAAUGCUCAAAGUUUACAAGAAGAUACAUAAGUUCUCAUCGGUCUUAUCGUAUUUCACGACGAGAGAGAUAAGUUUUUGCAACACGAGAACGAGGGAGCUCUGGGAUCAGACGACCGUCGACGAUAAAGAGCUGUUCCCGUUCAGCAUGGCGGAGGUUAACUGGGAGGAGUACUUCGAGAGCUACUUGGCCGGCAUCAGGCGUUACCUGUUCAAAGAGAGCGACGAGAUGCUACCGAGAGCCAGGAUAAAGUGGAAAAGAUUAUACUAUUUGCAUCAGAUAGCGAAAAUUAUUUUUCUGCUCCUGGCUGUUUAUACUCUGUGGUCGAUCUUAUCGUUAAUGUGGUAAUUAAUAAAACACAAUGUAUUUGUAAUUAAUUAAUUAAUUAAUGUACGUAACGGUAUAUAAUAUUAUGAAUGGGCUCAAUA
Molecule: messenger RNA, 1979 nt
Organism: Bombyx mandarina (wild silkworm)
Lineage: Eukaryota; Metazoa; Arthropoda; Insecta; Lepidoptera; Bombycidae
Product: fatty acyl-CoA reductase wat
Biological process (GO): long-chain fatty-acyl-CoA metabolic process
Cellular component (GO): peroxisome
Molecular function (GO): alcohol-forming very long-chain fatty acyl-CoA reductase (NADP+) activity
Source: RefSeq, a predicted model, not a curated record